This is a messenger RNA of Carassius auratus (goldfish), 674 nucleotides long. Its product is annotated as cysteine-rich protein 1. The transcript has 5 exons. Gene Ontology annotation, molecular function: zinc ion binding. Gene Ontology annotation, biological process: intrinsic apoptotic signaling pathway in response to DNA damage; regulation of gene expression. The record is from RefSeq and is a predicted model, not a curated record. NCBI's taxonomy places the organism in Eukaryota, Metazoa, Chordata, Actinopteri, Cypriniformes, Cyprinidae. The coding region runs from base 182 to 415 and encodes 77 amino acids.
CUCUCGCUCUCGCGCUCUCCGUCACCGUGUGCAAACUAUUUCCACAGUACUAUAAAUAAGGCUGCAGAGUGCAUAGGCUCAAACCUAAGGCGUGGCUGUGUGCAGGUGGACCACUGCUGCUCUCCAUCUCAACUUUCUUCAAACAGGACUUUCUCCUCCGAGGAACUAAAUCACCGCAAACAUGCCUAAAUGCCCCAAGUGCGAGAAGGAGGUUUACUUUGCUGAGAGAGUGUCGUCACUUGGCAAAGACUGGCAUAGACCUUGUCUGAAAUGCGAGAAAUGCAGCAAGACCUUGUCGCCUGGCUCACACGCAGAGCAUGAGGGGAAGCCUUAUUGUAACAACCCAUGUUACGCUGCACUCUUUGGACCCAAAGGUUUUGGACGUGGCGGCACUGAGAGCCACACAUUCAAAUAGGUUUAUACACUCUGUAAACAUGUUUUAGAGAAGCUUGACUUUUGUUUUGUUUUGGGGUUUUUGCCACUAUAUUAAGCCACAUAUUGUUAAUCCAAAGACAAAAUGACCAAACUAUGCCAUGUUUUAGAAAGUACUAAUUUGUAUAAUCUGUUUUCAAAAUGUUGUCUGCUAUAGCAGCUCACAAUGUUUCAUUAGGGAGACUUAUCUAGUCUUUAUAAUGAAACUGAACAUUUUAUACAUUAAAUGUAUUUCAAACCUC